This is a messenger RNA of Serpula lacrymans var. lacrymans S7.9, 2320 nucleotides long. RefSeq lists its product as uncharacterized. Gene Ontology annotation, biological process: translational initiation. Gene Ontology annotation, cellular component: eukaryotic translation initiation factor 3 complex. The record is from RefSeq and is a predicted model, not a curated record. Bases 23 to 2215 code for a protein of 730 amino acids. The transcript is spliced from 9 exons. Gene Ontology annotation, molecular function: translation initiation factor binding; RNA binding; translation initiation factor activity. Lineage: Eukaryota; Fungi; Basidiomycota; Agaricomycetes; Boletales; Serpulaceae.
GACAGAACCUCCGCACAACGGAAUGGCUGAGCUGCACCAUGCUCCUAGGUAUACCGAAGAUCUUGAUUUUUCUGACAUCUUAACUAAAUAUCAAAUUCAACAUGACGACGGAUUCGAUAACAUAGUUGUAGUGGAUGGGGUGCCUGUUAUUGACAACUCGAAGCUAGACAAGCUUCUGUCCAAAAUUACGAAGGAAUUUUCAAAAAAGGGCAUAUAUAUCAAACAAGACGAAAUCCAUGUCCCUUGGGAUAAGUGUGUAGGAAAGAGCAAGGGAUUUAUAUUCAUCAACUUGAGAAAUGCAGAGGAUACUUCCCUUAGUCUGACAGCUAUGCAUGGACAUGCUUUCGACGCCAGGCAUCAAUUUAAGAUCAAUCGAUUUGUCGAUGUGGAGCGGUACGUGCAGUUGAAUGAAACCUACUUGGACCCACCGAUGGAAGAUUAUCACACGAAGGAGCAUCUCCGAUCAUGGCUUGCAGACCCGCUUGGUCGUGAUCAGUAUGUCACGUAUCGCGGCGAGGAUGUCGAAAUUCGUUGGCACGGGAAGUCGUCUCAGUCUGGAGUAUCUUACUCAAAAAAGGCAUGGACUGAGCUAUACGUAUCCUGGUCGCCUCAGGGAACAUACCUCGCGACUAUCUACCGUCAAGGAGUCCGCUUGUGGGGUGGCCCUUCCUGGGAGCAUCAGCAGCGAUUUGCCCAUCCGCUGGUAAAGUUGAUCGAUUUCUCGCCUUGCGAGCAAUAUCUUGUAACAUGGUCCCAUGAUCCCAUCAAUGUCCCAGCAAAUCUCCCUCAAGGACCUGAAUUCUUUUCGCCAGAGGAUGAAGGAAAUCAUAUCGCUGUGUGGGAUGUCAAGACAGGACACCUUCUUCGUACUUUUCCAAGUGCCAGUUUAGUAUUUGACGACUCCCUGAAAAAGCAAAUGCAGUGGCCUGCGCUAAAGUGGAGUGCCGAUGACAAAUUUGUCGCUCGGAUAACACCUGGCCAGCACAUAAGCGUUUACGAAUUGCCUACUAUGGGUUUGCACGGGAAAAAAAGUUUAAAGAUUGAGAGCGUCGUUGAUUUUGAAUGGUGCCCCCAUGGUGAUAAAGAUAAAGACGAAGGACGGUUCCAAGGAUCGAAAGGGCGCAAGCUCGAGGAAAACAUGUUAGCAUAUUGGACUCCAGAGGUGGCUAAUCAACCUGCGCGUGUUACUCUGUUGACCUUCCCUGGCCGAACAAUCUUGAGGCAGAAAAAUUUAUUCAAUGUUACUGAAUGCAAACUAUUUUGGCAGAAUCAUGGUGACUUCCUAUGUGUCAAAGUCGAUCGCCAUACAAAAACGAAAAAAUCGACGUUCUGCAAUCUGGAAAUAUUCCGUGUACGCGAAAAGGAUUUUCCAGUCGAGGUAGUAGAAUUGAAAGAUACUGUAAACGACUUCGCCUGGGAGCCCCGAGGCGAGCGUUUUGCUAUCAUCACAAGUGCAGACUCGAAUCUCGGCAGCUCAAAUGCCGGUACAGUCAAAACAGAUAUAAGUUUCUACCAGCUUGAUCCUGUAAAGAAUGAUUUCAAGCUAUUGCGUGUCCUUCCCUCGCGAACCAGCAAUACUAUCAGAUGGUCCCCUCGAGGAAGGCACAUCGUACUUGCUACUGUAGGCUCGUCAACCAAAUCAGAACUGGAGUUUUGGGAUAUGGAUUUUUUCAGCGAGGAGCGUAGGGAGGGCCAGGCUGCCAAGGAGGACUGGGCAGGAGGGAUUCAGCAUCUCGGUUCGGCUGAUCAUUAUGGUGUGACUGAUGUGGAAUGGGAUCCCAGUGGCCGCUUUUUAGCCACUAGUGCUAGUGCAUGGAGACAUACGCUUGAGAACGGUUAUGCCAUAUGGGAUUUUCGUGGUCAAGAGAUUGAAAAACAUCUGGUGGAUCGGUUCAAGCAACUUAUUUGGCGUCCUCGUCCCCAUUCAUUGUUAACUCAAGAGCAAAAGCGCGAGGUCCGGAGAAAAUUGCGAGAAUAUGGUCGCUCAUUUGAUGAGGAAGAUGCCGCAGAGGAAAGCAGCAUAAGUGCCGAACUUGUCGGGCAUCGCAAGCGUCUCGUGGAUGAAUGGAAUACCUGGCGUGCUCGGUGUAGGCAAGAGGUUGCAGAAGAGCAACACAGCCGUAUCAGGUUGGCCCUGUGCCGUGAAGAAAGCAAGGAAGAAAUCGAAGAAUGGAUAGAUGAAGUUAUUGAUCAAACAGAAGAGGUUGUCGAUUGAUACUCUCGUUCUCGUAUAAGUUAGGCAAAUAACGUAUACUAGUAUUCAGAUGCAGUUAUACAGGAUGGCUAUUCACUACAACAUCUGCAAACAGCUGAAAAUUUG